This is a messenger RNA of Microstroma glucosiphilum, 2631 nucleotides long. RefSeq lists its product as hypothetical. The record is from RefSeq and is a predicted model, not a curated record. NCBI's taxonomy places the organism in Eukaryota, Fungi, Basidiomycota, Exobasidiomycetes, Microstromatales, Microstromataceae. The transcript is spliced from 2 exons. Bases 1 to 2631 code for a protein of 876 amino acids.
AUGGCGCCCCGUCCCCGUAAUCGCUUGCCCGUAUGGGACGACGCUGCCUCAUCGAAUGGCUCGGCUGCUCCAAGCACUACUCGCAGCGCUCCUUCAUCUCAAGCAACGGGAGCACACAGCAGUCGACAAGCCCUCUUGAAAUCGUCUGCUCUCUUCCUUCAGGAGGUCCAGACUCAUUGGCCAGCAGUGCCCACCGUCGACAUCGAUCGGCCCUCUAUUCAUACCCUUGGCUCCCCUGGUAGAGUGACGGAUGGCAAUUUCACCCGCAAUGUCCCAAAAGUGCGCUCAGCUUCCUCGACGUCUGCGUCUCGCUCCCACUCCUCCGGGCUGGCACCUCAAGACGCGCUACCGAACCCUCGCGGCGCCCCGAUGGGAAGUGUGUCAUCAGGCCAGCUCGCGACGGCUCACUCACAUCCGCAAAGCAAAUCAACCUCCGACAACAAGAGGUAUGAGAACAAAAAUCGCCUGUCCGUCGCGAGCAGCUUCAUACACCGAGAUAGCGAGGCACUGGAAGAGUUGCUGCUUGAACACGAGACGGUGGCACAUGGUGUGCGCCAACAGUCGUCUCACGAAUCCCUCCGUAGCUCCUAUGUCGCCAGCAAGCCACAAGACCAGGGAGAAGAGCGAAAAAUCAAAGAAGAACUACCAACCACCCAGGUGUUGACAUACCAGGCCGAGGCUGCGUCGCAGGGACAGCCAGAUGCGUCUCUCGCCUCCAGCACCGCCAAACGCCCCCAUGCCGCCUCACCAGCUCAUGUCGAGACCAUCAAACAAUCACAUGGAAAUCGCCGAGCGAGUCAAAGACAUGCUUCUGCUUCUGCACCAUCCAGCAAUGGCCGCACGCGACUCUCACCAAUCUGCUCUGUGCAGAACGGGUCCUCACCACCAGACUCAUGCGCGCCUCAAGUCGAGGACCUGCCCCUGGUGCCUCUAGUCCCACCUUUAUUGGCAGCUGAGCUGCCCUCACAGGCAGACCUGACAGCCGUAUCACCCUUGGAACGUUUUGCCAUCCUGGCCGGCCUCUUCUCGACCAUAGUCAAGGGGUCUCAGACUAGUGUACAGCAAUUUGGCAAUAAGACGGUCCGGCUGAAGAGGGAGUUACGUGCGAGGCUGGAGGAGCUAAAGAGACACGAGAGCAAAAGUCGCCAAAUUGAUUUAUCUCUCCAGAAACUCGCCGAAAAGCUUGCGGAGGUACGCAAGGACACAGACACACGCUCCAUCGGCUCCAGCAAGAGCCAUCGCUUCCUCUCUGGAGUCCUGCGAAGAGCUGCGGCCUCGGAAGCGAAUCUUGCCAUCAAGGGCAAAGAGGCACAAUGGUCAGACGACCCCGGCGCGAAGCAGUACAGUGAGCGCAUCCGACUAACAAGGCGGGAACUCAAGGAUGUCGAAACCGAAAAGGCUGCAGUCGAGGGAGAGAUGCUGCACCAAAAGUCGCGCAUCCGCAUGAUCGAAGGUCUUCUUCCCUCUCUGGAGACACAAGUCGAGAUGGCUCGAAAGAGGUUUGCGGCGUUGCGAGAGCUGGAGAACACGCUUCGAAGCAUGCGCCUCAGUCUCAAUCUACACAAAGCCACGGAGGAAGAAGAAGAUGAGUGCCUUGCCGCACUCUCGUCGGCCUUGACCAAGCAGAGCGCGGCUGUGGAGGUGCUCAAGAAGCACGAGAGCAAGUAUGAGAAGAUCGUGCAGUGCGAAGACUAUCUCAAUGUGGCCAUCGUAGCGGCAGAGCGACUUUCCGCCGUUCUCUCCAAGGUCAGUGCCAGAGCCAACGAAGCCAAUGGAUGUUCCAACAGCAGCAAGAAAGGCAAAGGAGCAAAGGCGAAGAGAAGUGAGGCGGAGGACUGCAAAGAGAUUGCUCGCCUCAGAGCGGCUUGGGUAGGAGCAUGGCAAUGCGUCUACUCAUCUUUGACGAGCAUUAGGGGCAAUACGAGUUCAGUACUCGCUGAAGGUCAGUCGGCCACAGCUACAGAAAUCGACUCGCUCGCUCGUUGUGCAUCACCACCUCUCAGGCGCCCCGCUUCAGCCAACACAGUCACGUGGGCCUCUAUGCCCAAGAUCGAACGCAAGACGACGGGAGGCAUCCUCAUGACCUCUGGCCAGGUAUCGUUGCCUACAUCGAAUGGUAGCGACUCUAGUAGUGGCGGAUCUUCUCCCUCUUCUCCCAUAGAUGACAAGCGCGCCAGCUUCGUCACUGCUCCGAGGCGAUUGCACAGUACCAGCAGUGUCACCAGCUUUGCCACCUUUCGCACUGCACAGAGCUCCAAUGGCGGGUCCAAAAGCGAUCGCGAGCGUGUACAGGAAGGGCAGGAGGUUCUCUGCUCCUCGCAGCUCCUCGCCGCGCUGGGUCAGAUCGCUCUGCUCCUCACCACUCUUGGUCCCCUGGUCCCCCCACGAGUCCUCGCCACGCCUCUAAUGCUCAGCCCACUGACUCUGGCUCAACACACUGCUUCCCUGAUUGCUCUGAUUCAGGGAUUGGAGAAGCUGCGGUGGACGUGGGACGAUAUCAUCUCCUCGUACGAAGAGGCUGGGGAACAAUUGGCCAAGGACUUGGUGGAACGGAUGGGAAAGAGCGACGAGAGGAAGAGCGAGUGGUGGAGUCGAGAGGGCGAGAGAGCCGUUAGUGGCCUGGCUAUGUGA